Molecule: messenger RNA, 3216 nt
Organism: Hemibagrus wyckioides
Lineage: Eukaryota; Metazoa; Chordata; Actinopteri; Siluriformes; Bagridae
Gene: ap2m1b
Product: adaptor related protein complex 2 subunit mu 1b
Exons: 13
Coding region: 204-1532 (442 amino acids)
Biological process (GO): intracellular protein transport; clathrin-dependent endocytosis
Cellular component (GO): AP-2 adaptor complex; cytoplasmic vesicle
Molecular function (GO): clathrin-cargo adaptor activity
Source: RefSeq, a predicted model, not a curated record
UUUUACCGCUGGUCGGAAGGAGGGAGCGGUCGGCCAUCUUGAAUAGAAUGACUGAUCAGUGACCGCUAUAGUGUUGCAAAGCUCACUGAAUAACAGAGCUUUGUGGCUACGGUUCUUUGGGCGAUUCCGGCCCGGUUUUGUGGCAGUUAUACAGUCACCUGAUUUCUCGCCAUGGCGCGUGAACACUGAGAGAGAGCGCCACCAUGAUCGGAGGACUUUUCAUCUACAACCAUAAGGGCGAGGUGCUGAUCUCACGCGUCUACCGCGAUGACAUCGGGAGGAACGCGGUGGAUGCGUUCCGAGUUAACGUGAUCCACGCACGCCAGCAGGUCCGCUCGCCCGUCACCAACAUCGCACGGACCAGCUUCUUCCACGUCAAGCGCUCCAACAUCUGGCUGGCUGCUGUCACCAAGCAGAAUGUUAACGCCGCCAUGGUGUUCGAGUUCCUCUACAAGAUGUGUGAUGUCAUGACCGCCUACUUCGGCAAGAUCAGUGAAGAGAACAUCAAAAACAACUUUGUGUUGAUCUACGAGCUGUUAGAUGAGAUCCUGGACUUUGGGUACCCACAGAACUCUGAGACCGGAGCACUGAAGACCUUCAUCACUCAACAGGGCAUCAAGAGCCAGCAUCAUACUAAAGAAGAGCAGUCUCAGAUCACCAGUCAGGUGACCGGACAGAUCGGAUGGAGACGCGAGGGCAUCAAGUACCGUCGCAACGAGCUCUUCCUGGAUGUUCUGGAGAGCGUGAACCUGCUCAUGUCACCGCAAGGUCAGGUGCUGAGCGCCCACGUCUCCGGUCGUGUGGUUAUGAAGAGCUACCUGAGCGGAAUGCCUGAGUGCAAGUUUGGCAUGAACGACAAGAUCGUCAUCGACAAGCAGGGCAAAGGGGGCACUACUGACGAUGCAGGCAAGAGUGAGUUGGGAGGCAGUAGUGGGAAACAGUCUAUAGCCAUAGACGACUGCACCUUCCAUCAGUGUGUCCGACUCAGCAAGUUCGACUCGGAGCGCAGCAUCAGCUUCAUCCCACCGGACGGAGAGUACGAGCUCAUGAGGUACCGCACCACUAAGGACAUCAUCCUGCCGUUCCGUGUCAUUCCUCUUGUACGAGAGGUGGGGCGCACCAAGCUGGAGGUGAAGGUGGUCAUCAAGUCCAACUUCAAACCCUCACUCCUGGCACAGAAGAUUGAGGUGCGCAUUCCCACCCCGCUCAACACCAGUGGUGUGCAGGUGAUCUGCAUGAAGGGAAAAGCCAAGUAUAAGGCCAGUGAAAACGCCAUCGUGUGGAAGAUCAAGAGGAUGGCUGGCAUGAAGGAGUCACAGAUCAGUGCUGAGAUUGAGCUGCUGCCCACCAACGACAAGAAGAAGUGGGCCCGUCCACCCAUCUCCAUGAACUUUGAGGUGCCGUUCGCCCCGUCCGGACUCAAGGUGCGCUACCUAAAGGUGUUCGAGCCGAAGCUGAACUACAGCGAUCACGACGUGAUCAAAUGGGUCCGCUACAUCGGCCGCAGCGGCAUCUACGAGACCCGCUGCUAACGGCAGCCCCCUCCGGCUCAGUCAGGAGGAGAGACCGGGGCUGGGGAGGAGAGACGAGCAGACCGGAGGAGGAGGUGCAGAAGAGGCGUUCCCUUUAUCUCUCUCCCUCCCUUCCCCUCCUCCUCUUCUCCCUUUUUCUGUUUUCACACUGACGACGAAAAACAAAAGAGGAGAAAAAAAAAAUCCUAAUUGGUUAUUCAGAAAUAAUGUCCAGUGGAGAAAACGGAAACAAAAUAAGUCCAGAAAUCUUUGAUAAUACGAAAGAUGCAUUUCGCUUCAUUAUGCAUACCUUACCUGCUAAAAGACGAGGGCCCCCUUUCCAUCGGGCCCACCCAUUCUUCUUCCUCUUUUUAAGCAUUCCAGACCCCUCGCUGAUUGACUAAUGGGAGGAUUUAGGCUCAUUCUGUCUGUUUAGCGAUAAGCAGUGAACCUGUGCUUCUGUUCUCAGGCCUCAUCAGUGCUUCAUUUUCCUCUUUCUCUCCACAUCAUUUUCCGCUUGUGUGGUUGUACUUUCUGCUCUGGUGUAGUCAGCUAAACUCUACUCCCCUUUUUCUUUCAUUUUUAUUCAUAAGGGUUUUCUUUACUCUUUUUUUUUUUUUUAAUUAUUAUUAUUAAAUCCUAAUCCCACCCACCCCCUCCUCCAAAGUGUAUUAGUUAGCUGUUGUCCAUGUUUUGUAAGCAGUGUUUUAUUGUAUGCAUCAAUACUCUUGCCCCAACUCGUAUCACUUACCCCUCUGUCAGUACUUAGUUUUUCAUAUGGAUAAUACUGAGGAAAUGUUGUCCGCUUUGGUCUCUGAUGUUUCACUUUUAUCUGUGUGACCAAAAUUCUCAGAAAUGAGGAACUAUGAGCUUAAAAGUACUAUUACUAGAAUAAAUCCAGCUGUGUGUCUGUGUAUACAAACUCUAUACACCAUAAAGGGGUAAGAAGUGACCUGCCAGGCUGAUGUUUCAGCUUUGUGUCUGUAGAGGAGGUUUAUUCAGGCUGGUUUAUGUGUAUGUAUGUGAGAGAGACUGAGCCUCUGUAAGCAGAAGGUCCCCCAACAUCUCUCAGGUAAUCUCCUUCCCUCGAGCGUGCUAGCGUGUUUUACCAGGUUGUUUACCAGAUGUUUACGGCGGACCAGUGGGAUUCCUCCAGUGCACUGAUAUUUAUCUUCCCGUAUCCCCUCCCCUAGUUUACUCUUAAGAUUUCUAUGGCACAAAUGUGGAGGCACAGCAAUAAGUGCAGCUUUGAAGAAAUAAAAUAGGGUUUAUUGGAAUCUCUUCGGAACGAAAUCAGAGCUCCGCUUUCAAGGAAAGAUUUUCCAGAACCUCUUUUCAGUCCAGAGAGAAACGUUAGAAAGUAGCACUGAGCCGAGAUCUCUGCUUCUCUCACUCUGUCCUCUCGGAAAAACACUAUUCAAUAACGCAGGCAAUGUGUGAGAGCUUUCGAAACUUUCACCACGGUUAAACGGCACUCUUGGGGGGGGGGGGCAAAAAGUGCCGAGUUUCUCUCUAAUCUUAAAGCUACAGUGAUCCAAACAACACUACACACUCUCCGAAAAACGAUUCUCUUCACAUGUCCUGCACCUCUCUGAGAGAUGAUGAGGGUCCUGUGGGGCUUGAUCCCUCAGCUUCAGUGUGUACUCUUCAUUUGGUAACUUUGUGAUUUGUCCUGUUAAUCCUAAUAAAGAACCAAAAAAAUGAA